Molecule: messenger RNA, 2557 nt
Organism: Pocillopora meandrina
Lineage: Eukaryota; Metazoa; Cnidaria; Anthozoa; Scleractinia; Pocilloporidae
Source: the annotation of a GenBank genome assembly
AUGAAUAUUAUCUGCAACAACGAUUUUGCAUGCGUUUAUGUCUCAGACAACAUGGCUGUGGUGGCAGGAAUGGGACUUGGAGUAUUACUAGUGCUGAUAUUUUGGGCUCUUGGUAUUAUAGGAUGUGUCGUUUUGUCAAGAGCCUCAGGGGGGUUGAAGUAAGUACUACAACAAUCUUUGGAGAACGGUGCUCUAGUGUGUCUUUCCCCGAUAUUUUUCGUCCUAGUUCUUAGUUAUGUUCAUAACUGUGCUAAGAACAACGUGAGAGAGUAACUGUAUUCACUUACAUAAUGUGUUCUGUAGAAAUGUCUCUGAGUUGAGAAAUUUCAUCCAUAAGUGCUGCUACGAGCAGUUUUUCCCGGCCAGCGUCUUUUCGUGGCCAAUUGUGAACACCCCAUCACAUUAAAUAUCAGUGCAUUGUAGAGAAUUUCGUAAAUUUCAUAAUAUUUCAGAACAUGAGUUAAUAAACUCAGCAAUAUUGAAAAUUUUGAAUCUGUCAGCAAAAAUUUUCCGAUGACAUUUCCUUGUAGCAACAACGAAAAGAAAAUCAAACAUGUUUAUUGCGUGAAUUCAAUAGAUGGCGCCAUCAUUGAGAGUUUUUUCUUCCUUAUCAAAUACAUCAAAUAGAUUCUGUGUUGCUGUAGGUCUGUCCAGAUCACAGACACAAGAGAUGAACAAAUGUGGUAAGAACAAAAGUGAAACACUCAGCUGGGCUUCCAGUGCCACUUUUUUAUUAUUGCCACAUUUUGAAGUCAUCUGUGAUCUUUUACUGAACAAGACCCACAGCAACAUGGAAUCUAUUUGUCAACCCUUUACACCCUAACAUCAGUGUGCAUAUUCUCCAUACUGUUCUCUAUACAUUUCCAAAGAGGCUGACAAGGAGAAUUUGUUUCACAAUCAAGAGCUGUUUUAGUUGGUGAUCAUCUCUUCUAUUCUCAUGACUUUCAUGUUCGAUUCAGGGGUGAUAUUGUAAGGAGAAAUUGGAUGCUAGUCAUUCUUAAAAGCUAAAGGGUUUAUUAGCUAAUUUUCAUAAUGGUGUUUUUCUCGUUUUAGAAAUGCAGUGGUAGGGAUAUUCUUUCUUCUUGUUCUUCUCACUGUGAUUUUGGUUCUCUGGCCAAGAAAAACUCCUGAGGAAGAACUGGCAGGAUCUACAGAAAAAAAGGUUGGUAAAACAGUGAAAUAACCACAGCUUAUAGUUUGAACCUGCUGGUGAUAGUUGAUCAUGUUGUUUGAUCAUCUUAUUACAGGUAGUUCUAAAAAAGUCAAAUGUCCUUGAUAGUGGUUGAUACUUAAUCCUUUGCCCCCCCCCCCCAAGAGUGAUAAGCAUCUAAUUUCUCAUUACAAUAUCACCCCUGAAUAAAACAUUAAGGUCACGAGAAUAAAGGAUAUGAUCACCAGCAAAGAAGCUCUUGAUUGUUACAAAAAUUCUCCUUGUCAGCACCUCAGGACAUGAACAGGGAUCAGUUAGGAGAAUAUGCAUUCUGAUGUUAGGAUGUAAAGGGUUAACCCACUUAGUGAUCUUUAAUUCUUCUGUGUUUUUCCAACAGAUUGAAGUUGAUGAACUGAUUAUUCCAAAGACAGUCCUGUUUGCGUUCAUCUGCAUAUUUUCAUUAGUAGCUUUUGUUUUCCUUCUACUGCAUUGGAUGGAACCAAUUUAUUCACCUGCCCUCACCUCCAGAAAAACCUAUGCUUUCUAAAUAGAAAAUCAUCAUUAAAAGAGCCUUGCAGAUGGAAUCAUAAGUUCUGCAUGCUAGAAACACCCAGUGAUGUGCAAUCCAUACUAGGAAAGCCUGUGCCUUGCUCACUUAUUGUCCAGGGCCCACUUUUAUGAAGGUCCUAUUCCAGUUAGUCAAAAAGGUUCCAAAGUUGAAAAGAGCUGGGCACUACAAGACUUGGCACUAUUCAUCAUCACAGGGCCUCAGAUGAAACAAUGCGAAACUAUCAGCAUUUGGAGAGGAAGUACUAUGAUGCUGUUGAAGACUGUUUUAGAGUACCACAAAGGGUAAACAGACUGUGUGGUACAAAAAUGGUACGGACUAGAUGGACUCUAAAGCGUAGAAAUGAAAGGAAGUCUUUUGCCAAAUCAAAGCAAAACAGUUCAUAACAGAUGAUCAAAAAGUUUGUCAAGAGGAAACUUGCGAGAGUAAAAACAUUUUUUUUUUUUAGCCAGAGUGCCUCUUUGUCUUUUCGUUGAUUUACAAGAUGUGCCGAGUACAGAAACCCUCUGUGAAAGGACGCCUAAGGUCAGCCAGUAUAACGGCUGUUAAUUUAUUAGAGGCUCGCAGACAUAAGUUGCAAGCUCCUGUAGCACAUGCAAGAGGAGCCUUACGUGCACGUAACUCGUCCUAUGCGCAGGCUUCGUGCCUCUUUCCCUUCCCUUGAAAUGCAAGAGAAGGAGGCUAGUUUUAGCUUAAUUAAGGGUCGGAACAGUUUGACUUUGUAAGUUUUGUUUUGUGUUGUUUCGCAAGCAAUCACAAAACAAGCGUUACAGGCAUCGAUUGAUUUUUUCGCUCAACUGACCUCUAUUUAAUUGCGAACUAAGAUUAAAAAACCAAAC